GGGUGGGAAGGAGGACCGGCCAACCCGGGAGUGUGGGACCGAGAGUGCGUGUGUGGUGUGUCCACAAGAGAAGGAAGGUGGCGAAGGGAGGAGAGCUCGAGUGGGUGGAGGGAGGGGAAGGGCGGGAGGAGAAAAAGGUGGGAGGAGGACAAGGUGGGAGGGUGGCGACUCACUCAGGACCCAGCGGGGGCAGCGCGAUGAGGCGGGUGACCCUGUUCCUUAAUGGCAGCCCCAAGAAUGGAAAGGUGGUUGCUGUUUAUGGAACUUUAUCUGAUUUGCUUUCUGUGGCAAGCAGUAAACUUGGCAUAAAAGCCACCAGUGUGUAUAAUGGAAAAGGUGGACUGAUUGAUGAUAUUGCUUUGAUCAGGGAUGAUGAUGUUUUAUUUGUGUGUGAAGGAGAGCCAUUUAUUGAUCCUCAGACAGAUUCUAAACCACCCGAAGGAUUAUCAGGAUUGCACACUGACUGGCUAACGUUAAAUGUUGGAGGACGGUACUUUACAACUACAAGGAGCACUUUAGUGAAUAAAGAACCUGACAGUAUGCUGGCCCACAUGUUUAAGGAUAGAGGUGUCUGGGGAAAUAAGCAAGAUCAUAGAGGAGCUUUCUUAAUUGACCGCAGUCCUGAGUAUUUUGAACCCAUUUUGAACUACUUGCGUCAUGGACAGCUCAUUGUAAAUGAUGGCAUUAACUUACUAGGUGUGCUAGAAGAAGCCAGAUUUUUUGGUAUUGACUCAUUGAUUGAACACCUAGAAGUAGCAAUAAAGAACUCUCAGCCACCAGAAGAUCAUUCACCAAUCUCCCGAAAAGAGUUUGUUCGAUUUCUGCUAGCAACUCCAACCAAGUCAGAAUUGCGUUGCCAGGGUUUAAACUUCAGUGGUGCUGAUCUUUCUCGUUUGGACCUUCGAUACAUUAACUUCAAAAUGGCCAAUUUAAGCCGCUGCAACCUAGCACAUGCAAAUCUCUGCUGUGCAAAUCUUGAACGAGCUGAUCUUUCUGGAUCAGUGCUUGACUGUGCAAAUCUCCAGGGAGUCAAGAUGCUCUGUUCUAAUGCAGAAGGAGCAUCCCUGAAAUUAUGUAAUUUUGAGGAUCCUUCUGGUCUUAAAGCCAAUUUGGAAGGUGCUAAUCUGAAAGGUGUGGAUAUGGAAGGAAGUCAAAUGACAGGAAUAAACCUGAGAGUUGCUACCUUAAAAAACGCAAAGUUGAAGAACUGUAACCUCAGAGGAGCAACUUUGGCAGGAACUGAUUUAGAGAAUUGUGAUCUGUCUGGAUGUGAUCUUCAAGAAGCCAACCUGAGAGGUUCCAACGUGAAGGGAGCUAUAUUCGAAGAGAUGCUGACACCUCUACAUAUGUCACAGAGUGUCAGAUGAGGAUUUCAGGGGCUGGAGGAAGAUGUCCAAAUGAAAAAUGUUUGCUUUAUCACUUUUCCUUCUCCACCCACUCAGUUGUCUAGAAGAAAUAACACUGUAAGGGAAUUUGAAAAAAAAAAAAAAGGAUUUAGAGGUUUAUGCUUGAUCUCAGUGGUGCAUAAGGGGGAAAAAUGACUUUUCCCCCCCCACAUUCUGAUUUUAACAGAAGAGCACUCAUUUAAUAGAUAUAGGGAAAUUAGAUUGUAUUGCUGCCUUUUGACGAGGGUAGGGGGAUCGGCCUGGUUUAAUGACUAGGAAUAGUAUAUGCUAUAUUUGCUUUUAUUAGGCAUAAUAUGGAAGUACAUCUUGGUCUGAGAUGCAUUUGAGGAUUUUAAUUUAUGAAAAGCACAACAUAUGCAAUUAUAUUUAUUGAAUACAUAGAUGCAGUAUGGAUAUUUAAAUUGUUAAAUUUUAUGGAAACUUUGAAAAAGUUGUUCAGGUUUAUAAAUAGCUUUAGUGAUGCCUCCCCUCUCUAAAUACCUGUCAACCUUACCAAUAUGGUGAGAUCAGACUUCCUAAGGCUUUCUUUUCAGGUUUUUAAAUAAUGUUUACUUUUUAGAACAAAACAGUAGCUAAAUUAAAGAAAUAUCCAGUUCUUACUGAUUGAGACAGUGGGAAAAAAGACAUCACUGUACAUCAUUGUCGUGCUGGAAGUGCCGUGGAACUCUUCAGAUGGAGGAAGAAUUUACCUGUAGCUCCAACUUUUAAGGAAGAAUUUCUGAGAAUUUCAUUCUAGCCAAGUUCCACUCAAUAUUGGACCAGGCGGUUCCAUCUUUUUACACUCUAGGCUAGUUUUCUCAUAUACAAUCAACCCAAUCAUAGCAAAACACUUCAAACCCAAAAAACCAAGUUGCAGCAUUAAUAUUAAUUUAAUUCAAAUGCCAAAUCGUUUGCACAGGACUAGCUUAGAAAUUGAUGUUAAAUCCAAAUCCAUUGUAAUCAAAGGUGUAAAAUAUGAAGGAAUAUGGUAGUCACCUUUUAGAAGACAGCAUAAUUGCAGGGAAGUGAAGAAUUUUCAACUGACAGUUUUAUUACUGCUACAGGGCAGGAGGAAUGAAUGAGUACAAAGAAAGGCACUUGGCUGGUCUGAAAUGUAAUACCAGGCAUCAGUCAGCACCUGUGGCUCUUACAUUUUGUUCAGUUGGCUGGUUUUGCUGUUGCUGUUGUCUGUUUCAUUUUUUUUUUUUAAUCAAAUUUUAGUCCAAAAUUCUGAGUCAUUAUCUCUUCAGAAGCAGAGAUAUGGCCCAUUACUGUCCUUCCAAUAAUCUGGUGUCUUUGUUUCCCCCCUAAGAGCAGGGAUCUAAGUUGUGUACAUAUGGGCUCUGAAUUCUCCAGGCUCAUCAACUCGAGGCAAGGACUCAUUAAAAAUGACUUCUGUCUCCUUUGGGAGAAUGACAUAUCUUCAGUAUUUACGUAGCUUAUUCUUCUAUAUCUACAUAUGCAAAGCUUUCCUUAACAGUAAAGGGUACAUAUGCAUAGUGGGUAGAGACUGGACCUUUACCGAUGAAGGAAAGCCACUUCAGAAAUGAAUUAUUUUCUUUGCUUUAUUCUUUUUACCAAGACAGAGAAGUAUUGUAUUGAGAGAUAUCUAUUUUCAUAAUCAAUAUGUGCCUAAAUUAUAUUUAAAUCAUUUCACUCUGUACUAUAUUUUCAAUAAUUAUAGAAUGUGUUGUUCAUUCACAUAAAGGUACCUCUGUAGACAUAACCUAAAACUGCAGGAGGAUCUGAUGCAUCUAGACAUGGUGUGCUUAGAACUGCAGAUUUCAGAUCCAGUGUAUACUGCAUUAAUAAAUGAUAUGAAAUGUUGAAAA
Tupaia belangeri chinensis (Chinese tree shrew) is the source of this 3217-nucleotide messenger RNA. RefSeq names its product potassium channel tetramerization domain containing 9 (gene KCTD9). Bases 198 to 1367 code for a protein of 389 amino acids. The record is from RefSeq and is a predicted model, not a curated record. The transcript has 12 exons. Lineage: Eukaryota; Metazoa; Chordata; Mammalia; Scandentia; Tupaiidae. Gene Ontology annotation, molecular function: protein binding. Gene Ontology annotation, biological process: intracellular signal transduction; protein homooligomerization.